Ictidomys tridecemlineatus (thirteen-lined ground squirrel) is the source of this 3300-nucleotide messenger RNA. NCBI's taxonomy places the organism in Eukaryota, Metazoa, Chordata, Mammalia, Rodentia, Sciuridae. The record is from RefSeq and is a predicted model, not a curated record.
GGAAGUGACGUGGCGCCGGCUUUCGGCUCUGAGGGAAACUGUAGCCGGUGGGUGGAAGGAGGAGGUGGUGGUGGCGGAAGAGGUUAGGCGGCUGAUGGCGGCUCCGGAUUGGAAACCAGUCUAACAUUUCCCCCUCCGCCUGGGAACCCUUCCCUGGAUUCACAAUGACAUCCUUUCAAGAAGUCCCAUUGCAGACUUCCAACUUUGCUCAUGUCAUCUUUCAAAAUGUGGCCAAGAGUUAUCUUCCAAAUGCACAUCUGGAAUGUCAUUAUACCUUAACUCCAUAUAUCCAUCCACAUCCAAAAGAUUGGGUUGGUAUAUUUAAGGUUGGGUGGAGUACUGCUCGUGAUUAUUAUACAUUUUUAUGGUCCCCUAUGCCUGAACAUUAUGUAGAAGGAUCAACAGUCAACUGUGUACUGAAAUUUCAAGGAUAUUACCUUCCAAAUGAUGAUGGAGAAUUUUAUCAGUUCUGUUAUGUUACCCAUAAGGGUGAAAUUCGUGGAGCAAGUACACCUUUCCAGUUUCGAGCUUCCUCUCCAGUUGAAGAGUUGCUUACUAUGGAAGAUGAGGGAAAUUCUGACAUGUUGGUAGUGACCACAAAAGCUGGCCUUCUUGAGUUGAAGAUUGAGAAAACCAUGAAAGAAAAAGAAGAAUUAAUACAGCUGAUUGCUGUUUUGGAAAAAGAAACAGUACAACUUCGAGAACAAGUUGGAAGAAUGGAAAGAGAACUUAACAAUGAGAAGGAAAGAUGUGAGCACCUGCAAGCGGAGCAAAAGGGUCUUAUUGAAGUAUCACAAAGUUUAAAAAUGGAAAAUGAAGAGUUUAAGAAGAGAUACGGUGAUGCGACAUCUAAAGCUCUGCAGCUUGAGGAAGAUAUUGUGUCAGUGACACAUAAAGCAAUUGAAAAAGAAACUGAAUUGGACAGUUUAAAGGACAAACUCAGGAAGGUACAACAUGAAAGAGAACAACUUGAAUGUCAACUGAAGACAGAAAAGGAUGAGAAGGAACUUUAUAAGGUGCAUUUGAAGAAUACAGAAAUAGAAAAUACCAAGCUUGUGUCAGAGGUCCAGACUUUAAAGAAUUUAGAUGGAAACAAAGAAAGUAUGAUUACUCAUUUCAAAGAAGAGAUUGGCAGACUGCAGUUGUGUUUGGCUGAAAAGGAAAAUCUGCAAAGGGCUUUCCUGCUUACAACCUCAAAUAAAGAAGAUUCAUUUUCUUUAAAGGAGCAGCUUCGUAAAGCAGAGGAACAGGUUCAGGCAACUCGACAAGAAGUUGUCUUUCUGGCUAAAGAACUUAGUGAUGCAGUAAAUGUGCGAGAUAAAACAAUGGCAGAUCUACAUACUGCACGCUUGGAAAAUGAGAAAGUGAAGAAGCAGUUAGCUGAUGCACUGGCAGAACUUAAACUAAAUGCUGUGAAAAAAGAUCAGGACAAAACUGAUACAUUGGAACAUGAACUGAGAAGAGAAGUUGAAGAUUUGAAACUCCGUCUCCAGAUGGCUGCAGAUCAUUAUAAAGAAAAAUUUAAGGAAUGUCAGAGGCUCCAAAAACAAAUAAACAAACUUUCAGACCAAUCAGCCAAUAAUAAUGUGUUCACAAAGAAAGUUGGGAAUCAGCAGAAAGUGAAUGAUGCUUCAAUAAACACAGACCCAGCCACUUCUGUGUCUGCUGUAGAUGUAAAGCUGCCACUAUCUUCUGCAGGUAAAAAUCUUUUAGAUCUUUUUGAUGAGAAAACUAAAUGCAGUAAAUAUGCUGAUGAACUUGCAAAAAUGGAGCUGAAAUGGAAAGAACAAAUGAAAAUUGUUGAAAAUGUAAAACUUGAACUAGCUGAAGUAGAGGACAAUUAUAAAGAACUUAAAAGGAAUUUAGAAAAUCAAACAGAAAAGAAAAUGGAAGUCCAUAGUUCCCAACAGAACUCACAGUGUCUCAACACAUGCUCAGAGCAAAAUGGGCACGUUCAUGUGCUGCCAAAUGUACAACCAGUUCUGCAGUAUGGUAAUCCGUAUGCAACACAGGAAACAAGAGAUGGAGCAGAUGGUGCUUUUUAUCCAGAUGAAAUUCAAAGGCCACCUGUAAGAGUACCUUCUUGGGAAGACAAUGUUGUCUGUAGCCAGCCUUCUCGAAACCUUAGUCGGCCUGAUGGUUUAGAAGACCCAGAGGACAGCAAAGAAGAUGAAAAUGUACCCACUGUUUCUGAUCCACCAAGUCAGCAUUUACGUGGGCAUGGAACAGGCUUUUGCUUUGAUUCCAGCUUCGAUGUUCACAAGAAGUGUCCUCUUUGUGAACUAAUGUUUCCUCCCAACUAUGAUCAGAGCAAAUUUGAAGAACAUGUUGAAAGCCACUGGAAGGUGUGCCCAAUGUGCAGCGAGCAGUUCCCUCCCGACUAUGACCAGCAGGGGUUUGAAAGGCAUGUUCAGACCCAUUUUGAUCAGCAUGUUCUAAACUUUGACUAGGUACUUUUUAUUAUGAUUUAAUACAAUUUAGCAAUUUAAAAAAAAGUCACUUCAAAUAGACCACUAAGAAGACCACAAGGCACCACUUUCACGCAUCCUCUACCAUACUUUUCUGACAAAGAGCUACUUUGAGUUUGGUGUUGUUAGGGUCAGAGUUAGUCUUUGGCUUAUCAAUAAAUAUAAUUUUAACCUAACUAUUAAUCUUACUUGCUUUAAGAAAAGAAGUUCUUGUGUGUUUAUAUCUUUAUUUAUUCUCAUUUGCAAAAUUGUAUGAAAAAAGGAUACAGGAAUUAUUUUAAUGUUACUGCACUGAAAAAAAAAUAUAUGUAAUAGUGUGCUAGAUUACUUAGCAGAAUAUUUACAAGUUUCUGUUGAUCUUGUUGAUUGAGCAUGAUUACUAAAUAUUAUGUAAUAAAAAACAUUGAUCAUAACAGUUUUGCGAAGUUAAUUCUUUGAAUAUAUAAAGUCCAUAAUUUAGCUCGUGAAAUAAUAGUUCUAAAAUUUUCUUUAGAAAUGAAAGUUCAGGUAGAAUGAGAUCACAUGCUUGCAAAUACCCUUUUUAUAUAUGAAAUGUUGGCUUUAGGAAUUAAUAGAAGGCAUAUUUUGCUAAUUUUAUGACAAAAUUUAGAAUAACCAAAUGACUAUUUUUAAACUGCGUUGAAUUUGUAUUUAUAACUAAUAGGGAAAGGGAACAAGUCAGUAAAAUUUGUUUUCAUAUUGAAUGACCUCAUAACAGUGUUUGUGGCAUAAAAAUCGGAAUAUGUCAGUAUCUUUUUCACAUUUUCCUGAUGAGAAUAUAAAUUUGAAAUAACAUUUUCAGUGAUUAAAAAUGUAAAUGCAUAAACCCAAA